UUCAUAUUUUUUUAAUAAUAUCUCUUUAAGGCAAUAAUGUCACUUAAAGAAGUUAAUUUACAUAAGAGAUUAUGCUAAGAUCUUACUGAGGAGAGGCAAUUAAGAUAGGUGGGCUAAGAAGAAGGCCUAGUAAACCAUGCAAAAGGCAUUAUGGUCAAAUAGAAGUAUAUGACAUAAGUAUGGUAUCAAUUAGUAGGCCUAAAGCAUUCAGCCAACAGAUUACAGUAAGAGAAGCAUUAUAGAACUAUAGUCCCAGAUACAUAUCACUGGUCUUUUGAUUACACUGACUGCUUAUUGGUUGGGAAUGGAACAGGAAAUGUUGAACUAUUUUUUUUUCAACCAAUCAGGUAAUUCUUAGAAUUGAAACCAACCUAUAUUUCUCUUUACAUUAGUCAUUUCACUUGGGGACUGUAGACCAACUGUUGUUACAACACAUCAAGAUGAUCAGAAUCAACCUUGUUUGGAUGUUAGUCAGUCAAAUCUUCCUGAUUCACUCUGAAGAAGUUCCUCUGCAAAUUCCACUGACCACAGCUCAGCUCGGAGAGUCUGUAUCUCUUCCAUGUUUCUUCUCAGAGACAAUUGAUUAUUUCCAAUGGCUGUACUGGUACAAGCAAACUGCUGGUCAAAUGCCCCAAGUUGUGGCAACUGUAGAAAAGAGAAAAUCAGCUGAUUUUGUUCUUAAUGGAGAGUUUAAUGACAUACGUUUCACAAUGGAGAAAGUAAAAGUUGGAUAUCUUCUCAUCAUCAACAAUAUCAGCAGAUCAGAUGAGGCAGCAUACUUCUGUGGAAUAGGAUCAGUGUAUGAGAUGAAGUUUAGAAAUGGAACAUUUUUGGCUGUAAAAGGUAACUUGAUUUCAACUGUAGAGCAACAGCCAGUGUCUGACCCAGUCCAUCCAGAAGACUCUGUGACUCUACAGUGUACAGUACUCUCUGAGACCUGUACAGGAGAACACAGUGUGUACUGGUUCAGAGCCGGAUCAGGAGAAUCCAAUCCAGGAGUCAUUUACACCCCUGGGAACAGGAGUGAUGAGUGUAAGAAGAGCCCUGAGACUCCCUCUCCUACACAGAGCUGUGUCUACAGCCUCUCCAAGAACAACCUCAGUCUCUCUGAUGCUGGGACUUACUACUGUGCUGUUGCCACAUGUGGGGAGAUCCUGUUUGGCAAUGGAACUAACCUAAAUAUUGGAAGAUCUCUGGAUCAUGUUGUCAUUGGACUGGGAGUGACAUCAGUUUUCUGUGUGAUUGUAAUCAUUAUCCUCGUCUUCACCAGAAAUACAAAGCCAAUUUGUGAACAUUAUCAAGUGAGUGUUGCACAGCAUAUUGGACUUGACAACACAACCACCAAAUGUGAUCAGGAUCAAGAUGGAGUUACGUUGAACUAUGCUGCAUUGAAUUUCUCUGAGAGGAAAACCAAAAGAGGAAGAAAGAAGAGAGAGACACCACAGGAGAGUGUGUACUCUGAUGUCAGGUGUUCAGACUGGGACUGAACAUUGUUUAUGUGCAUAGGAAUGGAUGUAGUUUGGUCAAGAAACUCUUGUUAAGAUGUAUAUAAUGUAUUCAGACAGUCAUGACAUUUGAUACACUAUAAUGUAUCAUAGAAUAAGCUUGUUCUUCUAGGAGUGUUCUCUAUCAGAGCACCACUGUUAUGGAAUGGCUUGUCCUGUGAGGUAGAGGGCCAGAAACCAUUGAGGUCUUUAAAUCAUGCCGAAAAAUCUACCUUUUUUGCUUUGUCUUUAAUCUUAAUCUGUGAUUGUAUUGUUAUUUUAGACUUCCUUAUUGAUUCUAUAUUCUUCUCUUGUAUCAUAUCUCUUGCAUCUCAGCCUUUUGUUUAGACAUACUGUUUAACUGUGAGCCAACUCAGUGGCCUUGUGCUUGUUGUCCACCGUGAGAUUAGAAGGUUGAGGGUUUGAUCCCCGGUCGAGUCAUACCAAUUACUCUAAAAAUGGGAACGAAUGCCUCUCUGCUUGGCACUCAGUAUAAAGGAGAUGGAUUGGGUUAAGUGUCCUGUCCAGGAGGUGUACUUGUACAUCAAGCUGCCUUCCGCUAUUGAAUAUUGAACCUAUGAGCAGUUCUCGAACAAGGAUUUCUUACUUAACUAUUUUUCUACAGUAAAGUUUGUUGCAAUUUAACUGUAUUUCAAAUACAAUUAGAGUUGAUCAGCCCCCAUUUGAAGUCAUUUUUCUCUAUUUGAAAUAAUGUAUAAUUGUAUUAUGGUUCUAUUUGGAUUGUUUUAAUCCUUUUUCCCAAAUGUAUAAUUGUUGUGAUAUUUACUGUAACCCAUGAAACAAACAAUAAGAUAGCAUACCUUCUUAAACAUUGUAUAUAAUGUAGGUUAAUUACAUUUUACUGUAUUUCUUGAGUUCCAACAGCAUGUUUAUGUCACGUUGGAAUGAAGAGAUUCAGGCGCAGGAAUCAGAGGUGUGGACUCGAGUCACAUGACUUGGACCCGAGUCAGACUCGAGUCACAAAUAUGAUGAUUUGCAACUCGACUUUGACUUUAACACCAAUGAUUCAUGACUUAACUUGGACUUGAGCCCUUUGACUUGAACUGACUUGAUACCCUCCCCAAGCCCAAAUAUAAAAAAUGAUGCUAUUAAAAAAAGUGUGCAGCGCAUCAACUCUUUAUUUAGCGGAUUACAGUUUGAAUCGGACAGCAGCCAAUCAAAUUGUGCCAGCUGAAAAAUAUUUGCGCGUGGCAAUGCAGAGGAAUGUCAGUGGGUGAAUUCAGUCGGAGCCCUUAGAAAGAUGAUACCCCAAAUUAUUAUUUUCGAAUAUGAAGACUAUACUAUAGUCAACAAAAAACAGAUUGCAACUAGCAAAACAUGUGGGAAGAAAAUUAGACGGAGACGCAACAUCUUCCAACUUGGUUUGACAUUUGAAGCUGCAUAAAGAACGGUAAGUCGUGGCUAAUAUAGCCGACAGCUAUAUAUAACUUUGCUUGUAUAGCAUGUAGGCUAAGUAACAUUAAGUCAAUGAGCCUCCACACAGUCAGUCAGUCCGGGAACGUGAUCAUUGCACCCAAGAUUGAGCUACAACUGGCUAGGCAGUUUGUAGCUUAAAUCCUGCCUGAUGUUACUGCUGAUGCUACUGCGAAAGUCAAUCGUUAUGGUGCGGUCUUUCUCAUGGCUACCCAUGUGUUUCCAUGGAAAUAUGUUUAUUUGGAAAGUAAUAAAUAUAUUUUUUAAAGCAUUCAUGAUUUGCGUAAAUGUAGUAUACUAUU
Molecule: messenger RNA, 3220 nt
Organism: Oncorhynchus mykiss (rainbow trout)
Lineage: Eukaryota; Metazoa; Chordata; Actinopteri; Salmoniformes; Salmonidae
Source: RefSeq, a predicted model, not a curated record